Messenger RNA from Catharus ustulatus (Swainson's thrush), 3056 nucleotides. RefSeq names its product dual adaptor of phosphotyrosine and 3-phosphoinositides 1 (gene DAPP1). The record is from RefSeq and is a predicted model, not a curated record. The coding region runs from base 31 to 801 and encodes 256 amino acids. Lineage: Eukaryota; Metazoa; Chordata; Aves; Passeriformes; Turdidae. The transcript is spliced from 9 exons.
CCCGCGAGGCGGCGGAGCAGCCGUGGGACCAUGGCCCAGCGCCGGGAGCUGCUGGAGCGGGAGCUGGUGGCGCUCGGGUGGUACCAUGGCAAUCUCACCCGGCAUGCAGCAGAAGCGUUGCUGCUCUCCAACGGGAAGGAUGGGAGCUAUCUCUUGAGGAAGAGUAAUGAAAGGGAAGAUUUGUACUCCCUCUCUGUAAGGGGAAAAGAUUCUGUGAAACACUUCCAUGUUGAACAUACGGGAACUUCAUUCAAAUUUGGAUUUAAUGAAUUUUCUAGCUUGAAGGAAUUGGUCAUGCAUUUUGCAAACCAGCCUUUAAUUGGAAGUGAAACAGGAACUUUAAUUGUAUUGAAGCAUCCCUACCCAUGGCAAGUGGAAGAACCUUCCAUUUAUGAGUCUGUCCGAGUUCACACUGCAAUGCAGACGGGAAGGACAGAAAGUGACCUUGUCCCAAAUGCUCCCUCACUUGGUACCAAGGAAGGAUAUUUGAUAAAACAAGGCAAAAUAGUCAAGAGCUGGAAAACAAGGUGGUUUACACUGCAUAGGUAUGAACUUAAGUACUUCAAAGACCAGACAGCUACGGAACCAAUUCGAGCACUUGACUUAACUGAAUGCUCAGCUGUGCAAUUUGACUAUUCCCAGGAAAGAGUCAAUUGUUUCUGUUUAGUGUUCCCACUAAGGACCUACUACCUGUGUGCAAAAACUGGGAUAGAAGCUGACGAAUGGAUUAAAAUCCUGCGGUGGAAGCUGUCACAAAUCCGGAAGCAGCUGGAGGAGCACAACGCCACCCUCAGUUCCUAGCUGUGUGCCAGCGCUCCUGCUCCACGGGCAGGAAUUGCCGCUCUCCAAGGGGAAGGCACUGCUUACCAGAGGGCAACCUCACGUCUUCAGUGCAGUCUGUGCCCCCACACAGACAUCACCCAGCUCUGCACAUACGGGAUCCUGCAGCUCCGGGGCUGCCAAGUCACAUGUGGGGAUGGUUUCAGAACCAGAGUGUGGGUUUGAUACGUGUGGUGUAUCCCUGUAAUGCACUUAAUUCAAACACCUGCCAACUAAUCACAGAAGUGGGCACUGCUCAAAACUUUCGUGGUUAUUCACAGCACUCAAUAAUUUAUUGCAAGCUCCAUCACAACUAAGCAUCAUGUUCUGUAACCUCGAACCUUUUAUUUAAAACAGGUCCUUUCUGGAAACAUUAAAUAUCUUUUUAUUACCUGUUUAAGCUUUAAACCAAAGGAAAAAUGUCAGAAUUUAAUUUUGUAAAUAGUAUCCAUAUUGCAAUGCAGAGAGUAGUAUUUAAAGGCCCUUUUCAAUGCAACACUUAGUUCUGGUCAAACAAAUUUUUAUAUGGUUUAGCUUUACAUCACAGUGAUGGCUACAAGGGAAUGUCUGUUUCAAACAGCAUCUGUAGGUAAUGGUGAACAGCCAUCAUGUAAACAUACUUGUACACAAACCAGGGUUAUGAGAAACAGUAGCUGCUUCCUGGCACGCAUAAGGCACACAUUUAACAGUGCUGUGGCUCACUACAGAGACAAGAAGUGGAACCCCAUGAUGUUGGGGUGAUGUACUCAAAAUAGAUGUUACAUUCUGGAAACAAAGUUUUGACACACUGGAGAGACUCAAGACCAGCUUGACCCAGCUGCAAGAUCCCCUGAGCAAUCCUGUGCCUCCUCGAGGGCUGGGCAAAGAGGGGGGAACCCUCUCUCCCUACACAACAAUCAAAUUUAUGCUGGAACAGCAUCUGCAAACCUCUCCUGCUAUGCAAUACUGCAGUCUGUGUUUGGUAUUGCUCAUGCAGAAGGUGUUGAUAAUUGCCUUUACUGGGAGAAAAGUGCAGAAGAGGAAGGCAAAAGCACAUUGGAAGAAGAAAGAAAAUCUAGAUUUGGACAUAUAAAUAGCAUUUUAUUUCAACUUAGAAAUUCAAAGUAUUUGUAAGUAUUUUUAUACAGAUUGUUUUCUGAAUGUCAUUAUAAAACUAUGACAAGUCAUAUUCCUGUACUGUAUUGUUAAAGCUCUGUCCUCCUUUUUGCCUUAAUGAAGCUUUAACAAAAUGGCAUCUUCCAUUUAGCUAAAACCUUGUGAGUCUGUGUGAGAGGCAGCAUAAGGGGAAGAGAGAGAUGACAUUCUCCAACAGCAUCACUAUUCUGUGAACAUGGCUUGGAAAUGGAGCUUGUAGGGAAACCACAAACAUAGCCUUCCUUUUUUCACAAGCAACAGGCUGCUUCACAAAACACUGGAAACAAAUUCAGCAAAUCGUGUCACAAACCGAAGCCAGUGAAAGAAAUGGCGCUUGGGUGGCCUUGGAAGCUGUCACAGGUGGAUGGGUUGAGCAGAAGAAAACAGGAAGGGGAGGCCUUUGCUGGAAUGCAAACAUAUUGUGCCAGAAAAACACACACCUUCCAGCUGCUUCUGUCAUGAGCAGCAGCAGAAGUCCCAUUCCAGCUUAGUUUAAAUGGAAAAAGGUUGACUGACAAGCUGUAAUGUCAUUUCGAGCCAAGAACUCCCAGUUAUCAUUUCCAGCAUCACUGUUUCCCCCCAUCCUGCCUGAUGCACCAAAGGUCGAUGAGAUGUGAACACAGGGCCAUGGCAUCCCCUUUCCCAGCCUGGGGCAUAUACCUGCCCAGAGCUGUCUCCCAGACCUGCAGUGCUUGGCAGGCAUCAUAAGCGGACAUGGGAGGGAGUAACAGGGUGGGGCUCAGAGCACAGGCUUGAUCCCCAGCACCAGGAUCUCUGCACUGCCCUGGGACUUGGUAUCCUUAUUGUCCAGCUGAGAGACACACUGGUUAGUUUUCAGCCUGUAAAUUCAUAGAUUUUGAACAUUUACGAACAAUUAAGAGACCUGUUCUCUCUAGAGACAGGCACAUGUGCUGUGGGGUAUUACAGUGCAACAGAAGAGUGGACCAGGCUCUGUCAUUUAAAAAUACUGUAUUUUAUUUAUAUUUAUUUACUUAAGAAAACCUAAGGGUAAAUAAGCUGAGAGUGUCACUAGUGAUGAACCCACACAAAGACUAUGAGACAUGAGAUCUUCACAACCAUAUUACACAAAAAAAAAACCCCAU